Molecule: messenger RNA, 1179 nt
Organism: Acanthisitta chloris (rifleman)
Lineage: Eukaryota; Metazoa; Chordata; Aves; Passeriformes; Acanthisittidae
Product: pericentrin-like
Exons: 7
Biological process (GO): signal transduction
Molecular function (GO): molecular adaptor activity
Source: RefSeq, a predicted model, not a curated record
UUUGCUUACUUCAGACAGCGAAAAGCAAAGAGCGACGUCACGCAGUCGCAGAAAAAGGCGGCGAAGAGGAAGGGCUCGGCUGUCCACACGCAUGACGUUCCGAAGGAAGAGCAUGCCGUAGCGGCCCAGGAGCUUGGGAAGGGCAUAGACAGUAAGGCUGAAGACACCAACCUACUAGAGACCACAACAGAGACAGAGGGCAGUGCUGACUUGUCCCACUGGGGUGCACUGAAUGACCAGGCAGCUGAAAAAGAUGGGAUAAACUCUGCUGCAGAGUACAGUGAGGCUGAUGCCAAGAUAUGCCAGGUGAGGAUAGCUGAGCUAGAGAACAGACUCCUGGAGAAACAGGGAGUAGUGGAGAGACUCACUGCACAGAUGGACGAGCUGCAGGACCAACUCACCCAGCACAAUGAUUCUGUGCAGCUUCAGGAAAUGACUGUUCAAGAACGGAGUGAAAUCAUCAGGAAGCUUCAACAGGCAAAGAAAGACCGGGAUGACCUACAGGAAGAGGCGUCACGCAUUACUGGUCAGAUCCAUGAUUUACAGCCUCAGUUACAUCAGGUUAAUGAGAUACUGAGAAGUGAAAGCCUCAGGAAAAAUGAAGGAUUAGAAGCUCAGCAGCAAAUGUCCUUGUUUCAGAAUUGUCUCAGAGAACAAAAUGCACGCUUGGAGAUGCUGUGUCAGAAAGCAUAUGACCUGGAAGUGCAGCUGGAGUCUUCUCAAAUGGUCCAUGAACGAGAGCAUGGUCGUGAGAUAUCUGAGCUGGCUGCUAAACACGAAGAGGAAAUGGAGAAGCUCCGUGCUGAGCUACAGAAAGAGCAGAGGCACCAGUUGGAUGAGCUUCGGCAGCAAAUGGCAGCCACGCACAAAGCAGAGCAUGAGCAAGCUCAGCUCCAGUCCCAGACUCUGCACAGCCUUGAACUGGAAGCUUUACGCCUCACCUUAAACAAUAUGCACACCUCCCAGCUGGAGCUUACACAGUCCAACUUGAGAAAGGAGAAGGAGACAGCCCUUGUGGAACUACGGGAGAUGCUCAACGACAAACGUGCUCAAGAAGUAGCGAUUCUGCAAAGCCGCCAUCAGCUGGAGUGGGAGAAGGUCAAAGAGCAGUGUCUGAAGGAAAAAGAAGAGCUUAAGUCAAAGUAUCAGCAAGAACUAGGUAUUAAAAUUGGGGAAUAA